Messenger RNA from Zalophus californianus (California sea lion), 2367 nucleotides. It is a transcript of the gene CRH, whose product is annotated as corticotropin releasing hormone. The transcript has 11 exons. The coding region runs from base 1524 to 2114 and encodes 196 amino acids. Gene Ontology annotation, cellular component: extracellular region. Gene Ontology annotation, biological process: positive regulation of cortisol secretion; negative regulation of glucagon secretion; negative regulation of epinephrine secretion. The record is from RefSeq and is a predicted model, not a curated record. Lineage: Eukaryota; Metazoa; Chordata; Mammalia; Carnivora; Otariidae. Gene Ontology annotation, molecular function: corticotropin-releasing hormone activity.
GGCCGGCAGAGAGCAGUGUUGGAGAGCAGAUGGGAUUACCGGAGGCUCUUUGGCGGGAGCCCAGAGAGCUCCAGACUGAAAUCUCCAACCACUUGGUGGGCUCUUCCACAAUACUCUAAAAUAUUUCAGCUUCAAAGAAACCUCCAGUAUUUGAAAUGUGCAAAUUCGUCUUAUAAUAAAAUCCAGGAAGAGCAUAGACUAAAUUCACACCCAAGUUUAGCUGAUCAAGUUCUGAGACUAUCAUUGGCCUGCUGAUGGCACAGGAAAUAGAGGACCUUAAUUCAAAAGAAUAAAAUCUGUGCUUUCCUCAACCCAGUAGAGCUCCACAAAAGAGUCCACAUAUGGUCUGAAAACCACCUCCCUAAUAUUAGUCAGCUGGCCAGCUGGAGCCCCAGGCCAGUCUUGUGCCUCCAAAGGAGUUGGCAGGUCCUCAGAUUCAUCAACAAGACAGAAACUCCAAAAGAGGGAUUUCUUGGUAUAGAGAUUAUGAGGGCAGACUCGGGAGCCAGAUAGCUUGGGCCCAAAUCCUGUCUCUGCCACUUACUGGUGAUGUGACCUUUGGCCAUGCGACUACAUAGUUCAUCUGUAGGUUGUUUGCAUGAAACAUGAUCACUGCUACCGAGGCAUCCUUUUGCUCCUGCUGAGUAGUGCCUGCCUGCAUCUUCAAUCUUUGUGUUGACAGCCACAUUGUUCCACUCUCCAUAAGAUGAAGGACCUCUCGGAUUGUGCUCCUCACCUCAUAAUGAGAAUUAUCAGCAGGCCCGGAUGGAUUCCUAAGCAAUAUGUGAAAAUGAGAUCCAGAGCCAUGAAAGGACUUACUGAGGAUCACUCAUCCCAGGCAGUGAUUGAGGCAUGCUAACAACUCAGGUCUUUUGACUUGUUCACAUUUCCUUCCAUUAUUGAUAUGUGCAGACUUUGACUUCUGGGUAUUGGAUGGUGGGCACAGCCAAUUUAUGUCUUGAAUGGAAUAAUGAGGGAGUUAAGAUUCAUUUUCUGUGAGCCACCUCUGAACAUCACCCCUGUGAAGUCCUUUGGUGCCAUUUUGCUGAUGGAAGAAGCUUAAGGUGAAUGACUUCUGAACCUUCAUCACUGAGGAUAACAUGAAGCUAGUCACUUGCCAUCUCGCCACACCUGAGCAUGCCAAACUGCGUUUCAUGGAGGGAAUUCCAGAAAGACAUGUUGCCGACCCAAAGAAGGAAUUGCUCCUUGGCCCUAUGAUUUAUGCAGGAGCAGAGGCAGCACGCAAUCGAGCUGUCAAGAGAGCGUCAGCUUAUUAGGCAAAUGCUGCGUGGUUUCUGAAGAGGGUCGACGCUAUAAAAUCCCACUCCAGGCUCUGGUGUGGAGAAACUCAGAGCCCAAGUCCGUUGAGAGACUGAAGAGAAAGAUAAGAGGUGAAGAAAAGAGAGUGAGGACAGAAAGGAGAGGGAAGAAAACCCCUGAAAAAGCCCGGAGACGUUCCUCUGCAGAGAGGCGGCAGCGCCCCACUCACCUGCAGAAGCACCUCAGAAGCGAGCGCCCCUAACAUGCGGCUGCCGCUGCUCUUGUCCGCGGGCGUCCUGCUGGUGGCUCUCCUGCCCUGCCCACCAUGCAGGGCCCUCGUCAGCCGGGGGCCCAUCCCCGGCGCCCGGCAGGUGCCGCAGCACCCCCAGCCCAUGGAUUUCUUUCAGCUGCCGCCGCAGCCCCAGCAGCCCCAACAGCCGCAGGCUCGGCCCGUCCUGCUCCGCAUGGGGGAGGAAUAUUUCCUCCGCCUGGGUAACCUCAACAAGAGCCCCGCUGCGCCCCUCUUGCCCGCCUCUUCACCUGUCGCUGGCGGCAGCGGCAGCCGCCUUUCGCCGGACGAGGCGGCCGCCAACUUUUUCCGCGCGUUGCUGCAGCAACUGCCGCUGCCCCGGCGCCCGCUCGACAGCCCCGCAGGUCCCGCCGAGCGCGGAGCAGAGAACGCCCUUGGCAGCCGCCAAGAGACACCGGAGAGGGAGAGGCGAUCCGAGGAACCUCCCAUCUCGCUGGAUCUCACCUUCCACCUCCUCCGAGAAGUCUUGGAAAUGGCCAGGGCCGAACAGUUAGCGCAGCAAGCUCACAGCAACAGGAAACUGAUGGAGAUUAUUGGGAAAUAAAACGGUGUCUUUAAUGGUGUUUAGAAAGUGUAGACCCAGAAGGAAAUGUUUUGAAGCAGACAGAAGUCACCCAAUUUAUUUUGUUGUGGUCUGAGCCAAAGAGAAUGUCACUCUCUUGGGUGGGUGAAACAAAAUCUGUAAGCUCUUUGAAUCAACCUUUCCUUGUAAACGUUUCAGUAAUAAAACAUCUUUCCCAAUCCUUGGUCCAUUUGGUUGUGUAAAAGAAUGUUGAAUAUUUAUAUUUUUAAUAAAA